This is a messenger RNA of Castor canadensis (American beaver), 1156 nucleotides long. It is a transcript of the gene Hrg, whose product is annotated as histidine rich glycoprotein. Gene Ontology annotation, molecular function: heparin binding; zinc ion binding; serine-type endopeptidase inhibitor activity. NCBI's taxonomy places the organism in Eukaryota, Metazoa, Chordata, Mammalia, Rodentia, Castoridae. The record is from RefSeq and is a predicted model, not a curated record. Gene Ontology annotation, cellular component: extracellular region; blood microparticle. Gene Ontology annotation, biological process: negative regulation of endopeptidase activity; negative regulation of fibrinolysis; regulation of platelet activation.
UUUAGCACAAUGAAGGUGUUCAUUGCAGCACUGCUUUUGCUCACACUGCAGUGUUCGUGUGCUGUGAGUCCCACCGAUUGCAAUGAUAUUGAGCCUGUGGCUGAGGAAGCUCUAGACCUGAUCAAUAAAGGGCGCUGGAAUGGCUAUCUUUUCCAGUUGCUGCGGGUUUCUGAUGCCCACUUGGACAGCGAGGGAUCUGCAACUGUCUAUUAUUUAGUCUUAGAUGUGAAAGAAUCUGACUGUUGGAUCCUAUCCAGGAAGCCCUUGGAUGAAUGUGAACAAGUUUCUAGACGGCCAUCUGAUAUAGUGAUCGGACAAUGUAAGGUAAUAGCUACAAGUUACUCAAAUGAAACUCAGGAUCUUAGAGUGAAUGACUUUAACUGCACCACAAGUUCUGUCUCUUCAGCACUGGCCAAUACCAAGGACAGUCCAGUACUUGCUGAUUUCUUUGAGGAUACUGAGGCCUACAGAAAAGAAGCUGACAAAGCCCUUGAUGAGUACAAGAAGGAGAACAGUGAUUUUGCUUCUUUCAGAGUGGACAAAGUAGAGAGAGUUGCAAGAGUGAGAGGAGAGGAACGAACGAAUUAUUAUGUGGACUUCUCUGUGAGGAACUGCUCUACACACCAUUUCCCCAGACCUCCUAAAGUCUUUGGAUUCUGCAGAGCAGUUUUGUCCUAUGCUGUAAAAGCCUCUGACUUGGAAACCCCAGAAGACCUUAAUGUGAACUGUGAAGUUACCAACUUGGAGGAACAUAGAAACUUCAGUGGUAUGCGACCACAUCCGGGCCAUCCCCACCAUUUUGGUAGGCACGGUCAUCCUCGUGGUGGCAAGCAUUCAUUUAAGCAUGGUGGAUUCAGAGGCCGUCAUCAUCCCCACGAACCACAUGAUCUUGGAUGCCCACCUCCUCCAGAAGAAAAAGAUAGCUCAGACAGACCACAAGAAGGACAUCCUCCACUAAUGCCCCCUUCAGGGCCAAGAUGCCAUCACCCUCCUUAUGACACCAGUGAUACCGAUAGUUCCCCUCAUAAUCAUAAUUCCAGUGAACAACAUGAACAAAAUCCUGAAGGACACCCUCCUCAUGGUCCCCCUCCUCAUGGACUCCAUCCCCAUGGAUGCUACCCCCAUGGUCCCCCUCCUCAUGGACAUCAUCCCCAUG